Teleopsis dalmanni is the source of this 1164-nucleotide messenger RNA. RefSeq lists its product as uncharacterized. The coding region runs from base 91 to 1149 and encodes 352 amino acids. The transcript has 4 exons. Gene Ontology annotation, biological process: mitotic cell cycle. NCBI's taxonomy places the organism in Eukaryota, Metazoa, Arthropoda, Insecta, Diptera, Diopsidae. The record is from RefSeq and is a predicted model, not a curated record.
UGUUGUUUCUUUAUUAUAUUAUAUUAUACAGUUAAUAAUUGUUUUAUAAGAUACCCUGGUAUAUUGCAAUAGAAUUUUUUUCUUAAAAAUAUGGAUAAAUUCGUUGUGCGCGAAUCAACAUGGAAAACAAAGACUUACAAUUCGGCUGUGCUGCAAUCUAAGACACGUUUUAGUUUAAAUAACAGAACAAUAAAAACAAUAAAAAAAACUGAUAAAACAAAACCCUUAAAAGAAUUACAAUUUACCUCAAAUAAUACUGAUAAAGAAGUUAUAAAAAUUGAUCGCCGAAUUAGCAUGCUAUUAAUGCCGUCUGAUCAGCCAUUAUUUGAAGUACUAAGUGACAGUGGCCUUAGUUGCAGUUCCAACAGCUCAGAUUCUAAUCAAUUUCAAACAUUAAAACAAUCACAGUUUGUUGAUAACGAAAAUAGUCAACCAAGUCCAUCUAAUAAUAUUGAAAAUAAAAUAACUAACGAACAUAGUGAACAUGGAACGAAAACGAAAUCGAUCCAUACAUUCACAACAAAUGGAGCAUCAGGUUUUCCAACUCCAGUUUCAAGUAUAAUAGUCGACGACUGCAGGAGCGUCAUAUCAAACAUAGAUUUAAAUAGUAAACCAAUAAAUGCACCAAUAUCUAUAACACCAAAAAACAAGUCAAUUAUGACUCGCAUACAACGCGAUGUAAAUAGUCCAUCAGCAACUGUCAGAAUGCGUGCUUUGAAUGCCUUGAAAAAUCCAAUAAUGUCGCCAUAUUCACACUUUGAUGUAUCACUAAGAGAGCAGAGUCUAUAUAUACCCGAUGAACCACCAACUGCCAUGACUGAUAUCAUGAAAGGUGUUGUCGCAUAUGUCGACGUACGCAGUGGCGAAGAUAAUCGAACGGAUGGAAUUAAAAAAGUCAUAUUAUCACUUGGUGCUAAAGUAAUGGGAAAAGUUACAAUUAAUACAACUCACGUUAUUUUUAAAGAUGGCACACUUGCUGCUUACAAGGCAGCAAAACGUUUUAAUAUACCCAUUGUCUCUGUUUUAUGGGUGGAAGCCUGUAAAAAAUUCCGGAAAAUUUGCGACCCUACAGAAUUUCCAAUAUCAGAUUUAGAUCGUUUUGACAAUCCAGAAUUAUAUGAAAAAAGAAAGGUUAGUAAUGAACUUUAAAAAUUAUCAAAACUA